CUAGAGCGCACAUUCCUACCCUCUAGCUAAGCUAAUACCACCACCAGCAGCAGCAGUAGCAGCCGCCAUGGCGGCGAGCGGCAAGAAGCUCCCGCCGUUCCUCUUCACGCUGCUGCUUCUGCUCUCCACCGCCGUGACGCCCAUCCUCUCGCUGCCGGCCGCCGACCACGAGGUCGACUGCGACUGCGACAAGCCCAAGGCGCCCAAGCCGUCGCACCCGCCCAAGACCAAACCCUCCCACCCGUCGCCCAAGCCCAAGAACCCCAAGCCGCCCAAGGGCCCCUCCUACCCGUCGCCGGCGACGCGCCCGCCCAAGGGCCGCCCCUCCAACCCGCCGAUCACUCGUCCUCGUCCGCCGGUCGUCGGCCCCCCCAAGGGCCCCGUCACGCGCCCGCCGGUCGUGGGGCCACCGGUCACGCGCCCGCCGGUCACACGUCCGCCGGUCGUCAUCAGCCCGCCGGUGACCUACCCACCACCGAUUACCGGCCCUCCGACGACGACGCCACCGGUCACUGGCCCACCGGUCACGGUCCCCCCGAUCACCGGCCCGCCCUCGACGACGCCUCCGGUCACCGGCCCGCCCUUGACGAACCCUCCCGGCGGUGGAAGCUCGACGCCGUGCCCGCCGCCUCCUCCCGCGACCCCGACUCCGACGCCGUCGUCGCCGACGUGCCCGGCGGACUCGCUGAAGCUGGGCGCGUGCGUGGACCUGCUGGGCGGGCUGGUGCACGUCGGGCUCGGCGACCCCGUGGUGAACAAGUGCUGCCCGCUGCUGGAGGGCCUGGUGGAGCUGGAGGCGGCCGUGUGCCUCUGCACCACCAUCAAGCUCAAGCUCCUCAACAUCAACAUCUACCUGCCCCUGGCGCUCCAGCUCCUCAUCACCUGCGGCAAGACGCCGCCGCCCGGCUACACCUGCACCGUCUGAUCGAUCAAUGCAACUAGCUAGUAACCCUUGCACAAGCAGGGGUUUUGGAGUGAGUUUCUUCUGUAAUUUGAAGAGAGAUCAACCGACAUGAGAGGAUGUCAUCGUCUGCUUCUUCCUAGCUAUGGUAGCUGUGUUUAGUUGUUUUUCUGUUGUGGUUCGAUCGAUCUCAAGUUCUCAACCGGCCUGUUAAGUCGUUUCAGACUUUCAGUUAAUUUGGCUGGCCCUCGGCAGCUUGAUUGUUGGUGUUGGUGUGGUUUCAGUUUGAUUCGAGAGAGUCGUUGAUGGCUGAUUUCUACUGCCAUCAGGUGACGAUGAAGAGCUUGCAUGUCCCCAAUAAUUUUUGCACUUGUUUUCCCGUG
Messenger RNA from Panicum virgatum (switchgrass), 1284 nucleotides. Its product is annotated as 36.4 kDa proline-rich protein-like. Bases 68 to 925 code for a protein of 285 amino acids. The transcript has 2 exons. NCBI's taxonomy places the organism in Eukaryota, Viridiplantae, Streptophyta, Magnoliopsida, Poales, Poaceae. The record is from RefSeq and is a predicted model, not a curated record.